Molecule: messenger RNA, 2114 nt
Organism: Aedes aegypti (yellow fever mosquito)
Lineage: Eukaryota; Metazoa; Arthropoda; Insecta; Diptera; Culicidae
Product: leukotriene A-4 hydrolase
Exons: 8
Coding region: 178-2025 (615 amino acids)
Biological process (GO): proteolysis; peptide catabolic process
Cellular component (GO): cytosol
Molecular function (GO): epoxide hydrolase activity; zinc ion binding; metallopeptidase activity
Source: RefSeq, a predicted model, not a curated record
CAAGGCAGCGACAGUUCGUCGGUUGACUUCAGUCUGGAAUGUUUGCUGAUGAAGCGAAUUUGUUAUUGAAUUUCAUUGCUAACUAAUUUGAUAAAAGUGAUAUAAGCUUACGGUUGAAAUCGCGCGAUUAAAAUAUUUAAAAAUCUUGUUGUAAUAGCUCCGCAGCCAAGCAUCAAAAUGAGACUUAGUCCGAUUGAUCCGAGCUCCUACUCGAAUGCACAUGAGCUCAUCAUUACUCACAUCGACCUUGAAUGGACGGUGAACUUUGAGAAGUCUACAUUGUCUGGUAGCGCUUCAUUGUCGUUUAAAACCUUAAGAGAUGAUGUUGAGGAAAUAUUUUUGGAUAGCAGCGACCUUGAUAUUGCAUCCAUGGCAGUUAAAACUGCAGCAGGAGAGAUACCGGUCAGCUGGGAUGUGGGAAAACCUGUUGAGAACAUCGGUUCCAAGUUGACGGUUUACUUGCCGACGAAAACAUCCGGUGAAUUCAAAUUGAUUGUCGAGUACGAAACCAACCCGAAGGCCAGUGCUCUCCAAUGGUUAAACGCUGAACAGACGUGCGGUAAGAAGCACCCGUAUCUGUUCAGUCAGUGUCAGGCAAUCCAUGCGCGGUCUCUUGUUCCUUGCCAGGACACACCGGCCGUGAAAUUCACCUACAAUGCAACGCUUCGGCAUCCGAUUGGUGUAACUGGUUUGAUGAGUGCCGUUAAACUGAAAUCAGAAAGCGGAGUGUCGUACUUCAAGCAAAGCAUUCCCAUUCCAAGUUAUCUUUUGGCAAUCGUAGUGGGAGCCCUGGUGGAAAAACCCAUUGGUCCCAUAUCUAGCGUGUGGGCUGAGCAAGAGCAGAUCGACGAAUCGGCAGAGGAGUUUUCACAAACAGCGGAUUUCAUCGCCAAGGCUGAGGAAAUUUGCGGACCAUAUGUGUGGGGUCGUUACGAUCUGCUGGUCAUGCCUCCGAGCUUCCCAUUCGGUGGUAUGGAAAAUCCCUGUUUGACUUUUGUGACUCCCACUUUGCUGGCAGGCGAUAAAUCGCUGGCCACUGUAGUGGCACAUGAAAUUGCCCAUAGCUGGACCGGAAAUUUGGUAACCAAUCGUAACUUUGAGCAUUUCUGGCUAAAUGAAGGAUUCACGGUAUUUGUUGAGGGGAAAAUCGUUGGCAGGCUGUUCGGGAACGCUUCGCGAGAUUUCCACGCUUUACACGGAUUAAGUGAACUAACCGAUUGUAUUAAGACACAACUGGCGGACACACCUGAGCUUACAAAACUGGUGGUAGAUCUUUCCGAUUGUAGCCCAGAUGAUGCAUUUUCAACGGUUCCGUACAUGAAAGGCUCCACAUUUCUUCGCUAUUUGGAAGAUCUUCUGGGAGGACCGGAGAAGUUCGAGCCAUUUUUCCGCUCCUAUUUGAACACAUUCAAGUUCAAGUCAGUGUUGACCAAUGAUUUCAAAAAGGCUUUGUACGACUGGUUCCGCGAGGAUCCCAAAAACGAAGAAUUUCUGAGCCGCAUCGAUUGGGAUCUGUGGCUAUUUGGUACGGGGAUGCCCCCGGUUAUUCCCAACUAUGAUCGUUCGUUGUUGGAAGCCUGUCAAAAGCACGCGAAAUUAUGGGCGGAAAAUGACAUUGAAACGAUCAAGGCAUCCUCAUUGCUGUCCGAGCCACUAACAAGUAUUCAACUGAUCGAGUUUUUAGCACAACUUCUAGAGAAAAAAACGAUCCAAGGCCUAACGCCGGAAAAGGUGGCGCUGUUAGAUCAGACAUACCGCAUCCAUGCCACCAAGAACGCAGAGAUUCGUUUCCGCUUCGUACGUCUCUACAUUCGCGCUAAAAUGAUGGAUAAGAUGGACGAAAUUCUCGCCUUUGCCAACAGCAACUUCCGCAUGAAAUUUGUCAGACCGAUUUACAAAGAGUUGGCCGGCUGGCCGGAAGCGAAGCCCAUCGCUGUUGAAAAUUACAAUAAGGUUAAAGACCAGAUGAUGACCGUUUGUGCCUACACCGUUUCCAAAGAUCUGGGGCUUGAAACAGGUAAAUGAUUGAUGUUCCCGAACAAGGAAAGUUAUGAAUGAUGUUUUUUUGAUAACGUUUAAUAAACUGGCGAUAACACGUAGAUAUGUUACUAAUA